CCUUCAACGCUUCCAAAUUCACCGACCACCCCUGUCGCCCCUCUGACAGCUUCUUGCUUCGCAAUUUCUCCUUUCUGAGCUCUUACCAUCAUCACUGCUAAGCUUGUCACGACACGGCGCGCGCACUCGCAGCUACCCUAGCAUACAACCUCAUCUGCCACGACUCCGACCUGCAUUGACGCCACUUUUACGCACCACCACGAAAUGAGAUGAACAACACGACUUUGUCCACUCCGUCUACCUCAUCGUCUCGAGGCAGCGCAGGGGACAGCAGCCACGCUCAGAUCCGCACACGAUCAGAUAGCAUGACGGGCAGCGGCGGCGAUCCUUCUAGCCGGUCCAUCCUCCCCGGCUCCAGUCUCUUAGGCCUCAGCACCCCCGAACGGCCUGGCGGCUCGUCUUCCUCCUCCUCAGGCGGUACACUUCGACACAAGGCCUCGCUCCUCUCUGUCAGAUCCUACGAUGGAGGUCGAUGCUCCUCCCCAGCUCCAUCAACACACAGCGUCCUCUCUGCCCUCGAAGACGACGACCCGGACGCGAUUGAGGACCUCGAAGACUCUAUGCGACAUAGUGGCACAAUUGAUGAGUUUACGAGGAUUAUCACUGAAUUUCGCGUGGAGCGGAAACGCCGAAUGCAGAAUAGUAGUGGGAGUAAUGGAAGCCGACGAGGCAGGGAGAGUAGCGGCCUUGUUGUUGGUAGCGGUGAGCCACCUGCGUCAAGAAGCACGACGCCUACUCCGCCGAGAGUAGGGCAAGACAGUGGACUGCUUCCGCCAGCAAAUGGGAGAGAUAGUUUUGAGUCGACUAGUGGGGAUGUAGAUUCGCAGCAGAGGAGAAGGUGUACAUGUUGCUGUGGGCAACAUAAUUGCGAAAGAGCGAAAAGAGCAACGGAGGAAUGGGCGGACAUGGAGUCCGAUCUCCGUCUCGCCGCUGAGAUUGGCCAAGCUCUCCUCCGAAAGCACGACGACCUUUCUGCCCAAACUUCAACGAUCGAAGCACGCCAUGCAUCUCAAGUAGACAGCCUAAUGAGCAAGCUUGCUUCCAGUAUCAAGGAGUCAAACGACUACUCUCGACGUUUAGCGGCUACUACUCUCAACCUCGAGGCAGCCGACUCGAGCAAUCGGGCCCUGCUCGCCGAGCUGGACAACUGUCGGCGAGAGCUGUCACGCAUCAAAGGCGAGAAGGCACAGCUUGUUGCUGCGGACAGCAAAGCACAGAGGCUGGCAAGGGAGCUGGAGGAUACUCAGCAGGAGGUCCUUGCUGAGCGCGAAAAGAGAGAAGCGGCUGAAGCGAGGAGUAAACGGGCGGCCGAAAGAGUAACGCAGUUGAGUGAAGCAUUGAAGAGGCAAGUAGACGAGGGCCAGACAGCACGGCAGACUGAUGCAACGGGUGCGAAACUCGGGGAGGACAUCGUUGAGGCUGCGAAGGAGCGCUUCAGGGCUAGCGUCGCUGCUGCGCAGCAGGCCGGCGAAGCUGCUUUAUCAUCGACAGCCGUCGACGCCAGCGAGCUUGCGGCCAUGGCGUCUGCGAAUGAAGCCCUAGAGAAGCAGGUUGACCAGACGACCGCCCUUCUCGCGGCCGCCAACGAAGAGCUGGCCACAUUGAGGGAGGAGCGCGCGGGUUUCUUGAACACGGGUACAUCCUCUGCAGGUGGACGCAGUAUCCCAUUCCUGGGCCGCUCCACGCACGCACGCAGCGCCAGCGGAAUGAGUGAUGGGCAUCAUCGCCUUGCUUUGGCUUUUGCUCACCAGCAGCACCUUCAACAGGAUCUCAACAGCUCAAGCGCUAGCCAAGCAGAUGAAACGGCCGUGCCAGGAGGAGGGGCUCCCUCGCCCUCUCUGGCCGACGAGCUCUCUUCGCACGAAAUGGUCGCUCAGCCUUCACGCUCUCCGUCUGGUCGCCCACUCUCACUCAGUCUUCAUCGCCCGCUACUCCUCUCCGAUCGCUCUGCGAGCAGAGCAUCUGCCAGGAGUGAUGUUUCCCCGCGGCUGGGCGGAAGUCGUCUGCUAUCUCCGACGAUGCCUCCAUUUGAGCAGGGGUCUGCAGCAACGUCAGCAAGCAUUACGACGCAUGCUGCACCUGCAGCAACAGCAGCACCAGUUGCAAGCUACACAUCAUCCCCUGGAACGACCGUAGACUCUGCCGCGACUGUCAGCGCAGGUAGACGGUCUGUCAGCUCUGAGGCCCAAAAGAUACGAGCGGAAUAUACUGCUAUGCACGCCGCCGCCCCCCCUCCGCCUUCCGACAACGGCUCGACAAGCGAUACGAUGAGUAGCGCUGCUCCCUCAGCCUCGACCGCUCCGACGAGCUCCGCUGCUCACGCUCCCGUCCGCAGCUCAUCGACAUCCUUACCUCCGGCCGCGCCAAAGCGCGAUCCCCGCACAUCGCAUCUUCUCACCCUUCUCGACUACGUUACGCGACUCUAUACUCGACUUUCGACUGCGGACGUUGACUCCCUGUCUCGCCGUCUGCAGCGCCAACACUUGGCGGGCGGAGAUGUCGGCUACUUGGCGAAGGUGACGAUCCAGGGGAUCACCCGCGACGCCGAGGGGUUGAGGGAGCACUUCAGGCGUCUCAUCGAGCAGGAGGCACGCGAGCGCCAGGUCCAACCGGCGGAGGGAACAAAGAGUGAUGCAGCCUCUUCGCGCUCCUCUGAAGCAGGGGCAGUAGGCACAGCAAAUCCACAGCUGGAGAGUCUGUUGACUCGCAAAGACUUCUUCACGCUAGUCAAGUUGCUGAGGGACGUCCUUUUCGAGCUCGCGAGGCUACGAAGCUGUAUCAAUGAGGUGCAGCUUAACCCGGGGCAUGCGACAAGAAUUUUGAAUGAGCAUCUGAAUGGCGGGCAGGGGAGUGGGAAAGGAGAGGAAAAGGGUGUGGGAGGAUGGUUUGGAAAGCUACUUGCCGGUGGACUCGCAGUCGCUGGUGGUGGGAGCGGUCAGUCUUCGGCAACUCCUGCCUCAGCAGCGCCCCCUUUGUCUGCUACCGCUUCGAAUGCGGCAGCGAGUCCCGCCGCAGAUGCAGGCGACGGCGCUUCUCCUGCCGCCGGCCAGGCUACGCUUACAAGAGGAGCAAGCAUCAGUCGCCCAGCGAGUCGGUCAGGACCUGCCGGCCUGGCGAAUUCCGCGGCUUCAUCACUACAACGCUCGGUCUCACGCGGAGCAGCUGUAGCUAGUCGCCCCUCAACGGUCGCCGUAGAAGUCAAGGGUGGGACCCGCGCUACAUCCGCCGAGUUCCCUCAGGAUCAAACGGAAGGCCCAAGCACCGCGUCAUCAAUAUCAGCUGCCGCCCCUGGAGGCCUGACACGGCCGAUGCCUCGAGCGACACGGGGUCGCUCCGGUCUGCUAGGCGUACCGGGCUCUUCAUCCGUCGGCGCGGGCGCUCCUCACCCUCACCUCCUUUCGCGGGUACAGAGCCGCAACCUCAGCGGUCUCUUCGCCGGCGCUCCAGCUGAUGCAUGGGAGUCGCUGCGUACUACAAAUGCGCCGGUGCCAAGCUCGGGUACUACCACUAGUGCGACCCACGACUUCAUUCGCUCGCCGGGAUAUCAUGGUCGCAAUCGCCCACUUUCGCGAAUAGUGGACGAUGAUGAGGUUUCAUUGCACCAUGGAAAGCCUGGAUGGGGGUCGGAUGACAGUGGAGACCCGACGGCAGCGGACUCUAGUCGCAGAGGCUUGCAACGGCGCCCGCGCGGCCUGUCUGACAGCUCGAUUCACUCGACCUUUCUCGAGCACGGAACUGCUGAAGGCGAGGAGAACAACGCCAAAAGCUCUUCAGGCCACGGCUUAGGCAUCUCUCACGGCGCGAGUAGCAGUCAUGCCGCCCCUGCGGGUCGUAUCAUGAGCCGAGCAACUUUGGCCUUGCAGGCGCCCAUUGCGUUGAAAGGAGGAGGAGGAGCCGGAACUGCUUCUGUGACGCGGGCAUACGGUUCGAGCAGGCAGUACGACGAGGAGGACGAGGACACUGACGGCGACACGGCUAGCACGCUAAGCGUGAAGGCUCCUCCUUCCACUGGUAGCGGUGCCGACAAAGCACGUUCGAAGCCGGCUCGGCCGAACACCGCAAGUGGCACGGGCGGAGGCCUGCUCUCUGGCCUCGGGCAAAGUAUGUGGUCCGGCUUCCCCUCGUUACGACCUCAGCCCUCUACUGCUACGUUGAGCACAAGCGCUGCUGCCAGUGUCGCAGCUGUGCUUUCCUCAUCACCCGGGCAUGUGAGCACGAUGAGGCCCGGAGGUGGGAGUGGGGGUGGGUUGGGAGGGAAGAUGGGUCGCGAUGGUGCGUGA
Messenger RNA from Jaminaea rosea, 4280 nucleotides. RefSeq lists its product as hypothetical. Lineage: Eukaryota; Fungi; Basidiomycota; Exobasidiomycetes; Microstromatales. Bases 210 to 4280 code for a protein of 1356 amino acids. The record is from RefSeq and is a predicted model, not a curated record. The transcript is spliced from 2 exons.